This is a messenger RNA of Archocentrus centrarchus (flier cichlid), 636 nucleotides long. RefSeq names its product ubiquinol-cytochrome c reductase complex assembly factor 2 (gene uqcc2). Gene Ontology annotation, cellular component: mitochondrial matrix. Lineage: Eukaryota; Metazoa; Chordata; Actinopteri; Cichliformes; Cichlidae. Gene Ontology annotation, biological process: mitochondrial respiratory chain complex III assembly. Bases 135 to 524 code for a protein of 129 amino acids. The record is from RefSeq and is a predicted model, not a curated record. The transcript is spliced from 4 exons.
CGACAGCGGAAACAAGGGCGACAGAAGCAGGGGGCGAAGGAUUUAGAUGUAACACAACUACGGUGCGCGAUAAAGCUCAAACCCAAACGUGCGUCCUUCUCACUCACGCAGGACGUGCUGUUACAUGACCAAAGAUGUCUGCGACCAGAUACCGUCGGUUUCUGAAACUGUGUGAGGAAUGGCCCAAAGACGAGACCAAGAAAGGCCGUGAUUUGGGGACCUUCCUGCGACAGAGAGUGGCUUCUGCCUUCCGUGAAGGUGAAAACACUCAGAUUUCAGAUCCAGAGAAAUGUGACCAGAUGUAUGAAAGUUUGGCACGGAUUAAUGGCAAUGUAUACAGACAACGGUUUCCUCGCGUGAGGGACCCCAGCUUCACAGGAGUCACGGUGGAAGAGUGUAGAUUACUUUUGUCAGGAAGUAUGCAACAGAUGGACGAGGAAAAGAAGGGUUUGUGGAAGACGUUAAUGCAGAGGUUCUCCUCCAAAUCGCCAGAAGAUGUUCCAGAGAAACCUACUGAAAAAUAACGUUUUUCUUCUCACUCUUCUGUUCUUUUCUUGUUAUAUAGAAAUAAAUCUUAUUAUCAUUUUGGACUCUUUUUAUAAAUUAGAACUUAAUAAAUAUAUUUAGUUUUUGUCA